AUGGCCGCCUCUUUCCCUACCUCGCUCCCGGACGGCUCCGUCGGCGGCUGGCUGCAGGCCCUCAACAUGGCCAAGUACGAUCCGGCGUUCGCUGCCGCAGGCGUCACCACGGAGCAGGCUCUGAAGCGCAUGGACGACGGGUCGCUGAAAGAGAUUGGCGUCUCCAUGGCCGGGCACCGCAAGCGGAUUCUACUGGGCAUCGAUUCGCUCUCGUCAGCCGGCGCGCGCCCGCUCACCGGCCGCGUCUCGCAUCGGCGCGGAGCUGACGGCUCGCCCCUGCCGCCCGGCUCUUUGACCCUCGUGUCUCCUCCCUCGCUCCCAGACGCCGCACCCGUCGCUGCCGCCGAGCCGCAGAGGAAGGUCGAGCCGCGGUUCAACUCGACGUCGUCCAUCUUCAUCUCGUCGACGAUCACGCGGCCCGACAUCGACGAGAUCAUCUUUUGCGUCGCCGUCGUCAUCCACGACCGAGUCGAGCAAGGAGAGCAGUCCUCACAGGACCGGUUCCUGGAGCUGCUCGAGCACGACGUCUCCAUCAGCGCCUCGCUGUACGCCUCGUACUACUUCCAGCUGCGCACGCUCUGCAACCGCGAGAACCGCGAGUUCAAGCUCAAGCAGCUCGACUCGGCCGCCUCCUCCGGGCUGGAGACGCGCUCGCAGGCCUACACCUCCCUCUUCAAGCGCGAGCACAAGGAGCGCCUCUCGCAGUCGGCGAAUGCGAUCCCUUCCGCCAGGUCCCUCGGCAGCGGGCUGUGA
Emiliania huxleyi CCMP1516 is the source of this 753-nucleotide messenger RNA. RefSeq lists its product as hypothetical. The coding region runs from base 1 to 753 and encodes 250 amino acids. The transcript has 3 exons. Gene Ontology annotation, molecular function: protein binding. The record is from RefSeq and is a predicted model, not a curated record. Gene Ontology annotation, cellular component: plasma membrane. NCBI's taxonomy places the organism in Eukaryota, Haptophyta, Isochrysidales, Noelaerhabdaceae.